Morchella sextelata is the source of this 270-nucleotide messenger RNA. RefSeq lists its product as uncharacterized. The coding region runs from base 1 to 270 and encodes 89 amino acids. The transcript is spliced from 4 exons. The record is from RefSeq and is a predicted model, not a curated record. Lineage: Eukaryota; Fungi; Ascomycota; Pezizomycetes; Pezizales; Morchellaceae.
AUGAUAGACUACAUUUACAUACUAGAAUCAACGCGCAUAAGCUAUAUAAGUGAUUGGGUAGGGGGUGAAUUGUCCUUGGUCGCACUUGGGGUUGCCCGGGCAGGCAAUGGAAUGGAGGUUGCAGCCCAAGCAGGCGAUGGAGCAAGCAGGCCAAGCAGGCACUGCAGGUGGCAGGCGCUGGAGGUAACAGGCGCUGGAAGUGACAGGCACUGGAGGCGGAGGCGACAGGUACUGGAGGCAAUAGGCACAGCUGGAGGUGACGAGCACUAG